UUUGUGAGUUUUAUUACCGUAUAAAAUUAUGAAGAUUAGGCCCUGUUUGACCUAUAAAUAAUGGAUGUUUUAUGAACCAAGUGGGCCUUAGGUAUUGUUUGCUGGGAAGGAUAUGCUAGUAGAGCUCUUGCUAAAAUGCCUUUUGAAGAGAAAGAUUCAAAUGGUGCUCUUACUGGUCUUAGUGUAUUCGAGCUUGAGGCCUUGCAAGAUUGGGAAUAUAAGUUCAUGAGCAACAAGUAUGCGAAGGUUGGAACCAUCAAGAAACCAGAAGGUGGAGCUGAGCAGCCAGACAAGUCAACGGCAGCUGAACCUGCUGAGACAAUAGCAGCCGACCCAGCUGGCCAUGUUCCAUCAGAAGUUUCAGCCAGUGCAGCCAAAGAGGAAAACGUAGGUGAACCCAACAAAGAUGAGCAAUUUUUCUUGUGAUCCCCUUGUGAAGGUGUAGGAUUUGGGUGUCCAUAAUUAUGACUUCUUGUCAUGUGGCGGAGUUAUACUUGGAUCAUUUGGCAUAAGAUGGCAUUACAUUGUUGAAUACUUUUUUGGUUUAUCUCUUUGAAAUGUAGAUCUCGAGUACUCUUUAAUCAUAAGAAAUGUUUACCUUUUCAAUCAAA
Messenger RNA from Erigeron canadensis, 611 nucleotides. RefSeq names its product membrane steroid-binding protein 2-like. The coding region runs from base 136 to 426 and encodes 96 amino acids. Lineage: Eukaryota; Viridiplantae; Streptophyta; Magnoliopsida; Asterales; Asteraceae. The transcript has 2 exons. The record is from RefSeq and is a predicted model, not a curated record.